CUCGGCGCGCGAAACAUGGCGGGUCAAGACGCUGCCGGCGGCGGCGGCGGCGGCGACUACGAGGACGAAGGCGACGAAAGCGCGCUCCAGGCGGCCGUGGAAGUGUUCGGGAAGCUGAAGGACCUAAGCUGCCCCUUUCUCGAGGGUCUGUAUAUUACAGACCCAAAGACGAUUCAGGAACUGCUGUGUAGCCCCUCGAAGUACCGUUUGGAGAUCCUGGAGUGGAUGUGUAUACGGGUCUGUCCCUCCAUGCAGAACACAUUCAGCUCGCUGAAGGCGGCCCCGGUGGAGGUGAAGAUCCGAGAGAUGGUGAAACUAGGCCAUGAGCUGAUGCUGUGUGUGUCAGAUGACCAGGAGCUCUUCAGGGGCCGUGCCUGUGCCCAGAAGCAGCUGCACUUUAUGGACCAGUUGCUAGACGCGGUCCGGAGCCUGACCAUUGGGUGUGCCAAUUGCUUGAGCCUGAAGGAGUACUUCGAGGACACCAGGGAGAAAAAUGAGGUGUUGCUGGGGGAGCUAUUCUCCAGCCCCCACCUGCGGAUGCUCCUGAACCCUGAGUGUGACCCAUGGCGCCUGGAUAUGCAGCCCCUCCUCCACGAGCAGAGAGACAACUGGCGAAGGGCUAGCCCCUCUGCCGAGUCAGAGGAGGCGAAGGUGACAGAGCUGGCCAGGCAGCUGCAGGAGAGCACGGCCAAGCUGCAGUCACUGCAGCACAGGCAGGGGGCCUUUGUGGCUGGGGCCGACCCCAGCACCCUGGACCAGAAGCUGCGCCUGGUCAUCUCCGACUUCCACCAGCUCAUCCUGGCUUUCCUCCAAGUCUACGAGGAUGAACUGGGUGAGUGCUGCCAGCGCCCAGGCCCCAACCUCCACCCGUGCGGCCCCAUCAUCCAGGCCGUGUCCCAGACUCUGACUUCCUGCAGCCAGCUGUUGAGAGCAGUGGUGGAGGCUGCUGUCACCUCUGUGAAAGCCGCGGAGGCAGCCAAGGAGCAGCUGGGAGAGCAGAUCUGCUGGGGCAGCAGCAACUCCAUGAUGAGUCUAGCCACCAAAAUGGAUGAACUAACACGGAAACAUAAGGUCUUCAGCAACAGCCUGCACAAGGCACAGGGCAGAUAGUGUGGUAGCAGGAGGCCCUCCCUGGAGCCUGAGGUGGUGGGAAGGGACGAGCCACCGCAGGAGAAGUAGUUACAGCUCCUUUGGAGGGCAGCGGGCAGAGCUGGAGAGAAAGGAAACCUCAGGCUCCGAGAUGCUGCCUCCAGCCUGCUUUUUGCUUUCGCAGCUCCGUGUCACUCUCCCUUCUCUCUGGCCCAGGCUGCUUGCCCCCUCAUUUGUGUCCAGGGGCCGGGGCCGGGGCCACCUCUGGCUGCAGCGCUCCAGCAGGCCUGGGCUGGGCCCCUCUCCCCAUUGCUGCCACCUCCCAGUUCAGCUCAGUGACGCCAAGCCCCCAAAAUCUCCACUGUACCCUGUUGCCAGCUGUGUGUGAGGAGGGUCCCCACCACCUCCUCCCCCUGGCUGACCUCAGGGUCCCCUGUGAGGACUCCUUGCCGCCCCUCAGUAGUGCUCGUCACCCACCCCUGGGACCCAGCAGGCGGGGACCUGUUCCCGCCUCCUUCCUUCUCAGGGCGCCCAGCACCAGGCUGGGGAAUUCUUAGCGGUGGCUGGACUGGUUGUCCAGGAAGCUGCUCUAGGGCUUCCCAGGGUGACCCAGUAUCUCCCUGAGCUGUGUGCCUGUCACGGCCACCUCCCUCCCUUCAAGCAUGGGAACAGGUGUGGCUGGGGGAGGAAGGGCCUCCUCGCACCUGCCACUGCCUGCCCUGCCCCUUCGCUUCCCCAGGUCCCCCUGUGGGCACCUGCAGCAAGGAGGCCACGGGAAGCUGGGCGCUGGGCCCCCUCCCGCCCAGUCACCUGGGGUGUCUCACAGACCGCUGCUGUGGGAGGCGGGAGGACAGGCAGGCCUGUGGUCACCACUGCCCGGGUGCACUAACUGCUUUACAGGCCGAGAGACUCGAGGGCCGCAGUAGGUAGGGCAACAUCUCAGUCACUGGGCGACACCGAGGCUCCCAUCCUUAAAGAGCGCCCCUAGGAACUUCAUAGGCUGAGCACAGCAUGCACAGGCACCUUGUUCACCCUCCCAAGCCCACUUCAGACUAACAAGAGGGGGAACCUGAGGCCUGGAGAAGGGGACCUGUUACCUUCGUGUGACAUGUCCCAGCAUGGGGCUAGCAACCGAACCCGGGUCUGCCAGGCCUGGCAGCCACAGCCUGGCUCCCAUCAGACUUGCAGACAGGGCUGGACAGAAGGCACGGCUUUUCAAGCGCCGCCAGCUUCCUCGUGCCAGUGAGGACACAUACUUCCAACUUGUGACCUUGCUCAUCGGGAGCCUGUGUGCGGCCGGGAGCCUGCUUUCCAGUCUGUAAACACGGGCGUGCCUCUCAUCCCGGCGGCUGUGAGUUAGCAAGGGGGUGGUGAGCCAGCCGGCUGCACAGGUCCUGCGGCCUCAGGCCUCCCGGUUGCCCAACAGGCGG
Messenger RNA from Cynocephalus volans (Philippine flying lemur), 2519 nucleotides. Its product is annotated as three prime repair exonuclease 2. The coding region runs from base 16 to 1110 and encodes 364 amino acids. Gene Ontology annotation, molecular function: nucleic acid binding; microtubule minus-end binding; 3'-5'-DNA exonuclease activity. Gene Ontology annotation, cellular component: HAUS complex; cytoplasm. The transcript is spliced from 10 exons. Lineage: Eukaryota; Metazoa; Chordata; Mammalia; Dermoptera; Cynocephalidae. Gene Ontology annotation, biological process: DNA catabolic process; spindle assembly; centrosome cycle. The record is from RefSeq and is a predicted model, not a curated record.